Messenger RNA from Malaclemys terrapin pileata, 3426 nucleotides. RefSeq lists its product as uncharacterized. The record is from RefSeq and is a predicted model, not a curated record. Gene Ontology annotation, biological process: negative regulation of gene expression, epigenetic; protein localization to heterochromatin; negative regulation of DNA-templated transcription. Bases 1011 to 2777 code for a protein of 588 amino acids. NCBI's taxonomy places the organism in Eukaryota, Metazoa, Chordata, Testudines, Emydidae. The transcript is spliced from 14 exons. Gene Ontology annotation, cellular component: nucleoplasm.
CGCUAUUCACGUAGCUGAAUUUGCGUAUCUUAAAUCGACUCCCCCCUGUAGUGUAGAUGUACCCCUAGUGUCAUAGCUAAACAGAAGCUACAACUUCAGGAGCCAAUGUUCUAACAUUAGGCAAUCCUCCCUGUAGGCACUCAGGAACCAGAAGAGCGGGGCAGCAGGUCUUUUAAUUCCUUAUGACAUCGAUUGCUGGCAUAUUUGCAUCAAGACACAGCUUUUUGAGGUCUUCUGUCUCAACCAGGGCAGUGCAUACACCAAGGGUGCAAUAGAUAGAUAUGGAGAGAGUGAUAGAUUUAUGUUGUUUUCUGCAGAAUUUAAAACCCAAGAAGGACCACACACACAAGCAAAGUUUCAAACGCUUUGCAGGUUUGUUUGAUUCAGGGAGAUGCCGCCUGCUGUCCUGGUCCUUGGCCUCCGGGGACCUUGUCUCUAGUGUCACACACUAGCAACUGCAAAGGUGCAACCCCUAACACCUCAGCACCACUUCUCUUCCCUGCGAUGUUAAUAUACCAGUUCCUGGGUGGGACCACAACAUCCAUCCAUCAAGGGCAAUCAGCAGCCACAGGCUUUCGUGUCCCCCCCCUCCCACUUCCCGUCUCCAGGCGAGGCUCGUUGCAGGGGAGUCAGAAAUACUUCAAGUCUCCUGCUGUCUGCGCUGGAAGGAAACUGAAGUUUUCCGUUUCCCCUCCGCUCGGUGCAGCUGCAAGCCAGAGACCGCGGGCACAUGGCUUCUGAGAGGGCUGCUACCCCCAGCCGGCCAGGAGCAGGCAAGGCCAGGCAUGUGAUGUGCUUUCAUUCCUAGGCAGGGCUGCUCCCUUUGCAGCGGGAGGUCCGGUCUCUCCAGUCCAGACUUAGACCGACGCCUGUUUCGCUGUGGGGCCUGGAGUAGCUCCCCUGGCCCCUCCCCACCCACUCUCGCCCAGCUGAUUUGUGCCUGGGUGCCCAGCCACGGCCAUUGGAGUUUGGGGGCUUGAACGAGGAGGGGUUUUGCCUUGAGCAACAGGAUGUUCCCCGGAAGAGGGCACCCAAAUGGUUUCUUCCAUCCCUGCCCUAAGGACAUCAGCCCCUCCGCCUACCCUGACGACUUUCGCAGGGAUGACGAGGGCAUGGGGUGGGCGCCCCAGGACCAUCAGGAGGCAGCCAACUGGGAUUACCGACACGGGAGACGCGAGGAAGGCUUCAGGGACAGGUGGCACUCGCCCUUUUCCCGAGACAUCGAACCCUACCCCGCUGACUUUUACGGGGGUGACAAGGGCGGGUGCUGGGCACCCCAGGACCAUCAGCAGCCAGCCAGUUGGGAGAACCAACCCGGGAGGCACGAGGAAGGCUUCAGGGGUGGUUGGCACUCGCCCUUUUCCCGAGACAUCGAACCCUACCCCGCUGACUUUUACGGGGGUGACAAGGGCGGGUGCUGGGCACCCCAGGACCAUCAGCAGCCAGCCAGGUGGGAGAACAAAUCCGGGAGACCUGAGGAAGGCUUCAGGGAUGGGUGGCACUCGGCCACGCCAUCAAACCAGCACUGCCUGGAGUCAAUAUCGAGGGAGGAACAUGGCAACUCCUGGGACAGGCAAGUAUUGGCAGAGGAGGCACUUGGAACGAGAGAAGCUACUCACAGGGCCACCUGUUCCUUCCACAGGGAGCAAGACUUCUUCCCCAGGAAGUACCGUGGCCGUGGCUGGAAGCAUCACCGCGGUCCUUUCCGAGGCGGCUACCGAGGGGAAUUUGCCCCUCGCUACCACCGCUUUCAGUCUUACUCUUCCAGAGAAAAGUUCAAGUCGUCCAGGUCGUCGGCCUCCCUGGGAGAUUCCAGCCUUUGCUCUUUUUCCUUCCUCCAGUCGAGUAGAAAGAAAAGUGUUUCUUCUAAGACAGAGAAAGCGAAAUCAGCAGCACCCAAGAAGCCUGGAAAAUCCAAGAAAGACUCCGCAGCUCCAGUGAAAGAACCCAAACCGCCCCAGGUCCAGCCGGAAGCUAGCCAGCCAGCCACAGACCCUUCCAGCCAGGCCGGCUCUGUGCUGGAUACUAAACCCCCGGCUUCACCCGAAACCACAGAGGAUCUUCAUCCCAUGGGAACGGAAGGAAUUGAGCUGGUCCAGCUGGAGGCUGCAGACAAUCCCAGCCAGGCCUGCUGCACUCUGGCGACUGACUCAGGCCUGGCUGACACCCCGGAGGAUCUUUGUCUCCCGGAGGAGGAAAUCAAGCUGGUCCAGUUGGAAGCCAGCCACGAAGCCAUAGACCAUCCCAGCCAGGCCGGGUCUGAUCUGGCUGCUGAACCUCCAGCCCCACCUGAAACUACAGAGGAACUUCAUCCCAUCAGAACAGAAGAUACUGAGCUGCUCCAGCUGGAAGACAACCUGAAGGCCCCAGAUCUUCUCAGCCAGGCUGUCUCUGCUCUAGCUGCUUUACCUCCACUCUGGUCUGAGAUCACAGAGGAGCUGCCUCCCGUGGGAAAGGAAGAAAUUGAGCUGGACCAGUUGGCCGCUCAUCAGAAGGACGCAGGCUAUCCUUACCAGGCCUGCUCUGCUCUGGCUACCCCAGCGGAGUACCUUCGUUCUGCUGCCAUACUGGCCAGAAAGGAAGAAAUUGAGCUGUCCUACCAGCAGUCCAGCCUGGCCUUUGCUGUGGUGGCCACCACGCUGUUGCACAAGGAGCCCUCCAUGGAGGCGGCGAUGGGGUCUGCGCUGCGGGCCAACCUGCGGCAGGUUGGGGGCCACUGCCUACAGGAGCUGGAGCGCUUCAUUAGCAGCUACGACUCGGGCUCCGCCCGCUCAUGAGAGGCAGCACAGUGGGAGACGUCUGCUCUGGCUCUGAGCCCGAUGGGGGGGAGGGGGGAGCGCUGCUGGGGACUGGGGCUGGAGCCCCAGCAGCGGUUCUGGCUGGGAUGAGAAACCAGCAGCUAUGGACUUGUGCGGCUGCAGCUGGAGAUGAUGGGGUGGGAGCAGAGCCCCAGCGUGGAGGGCUGCAAUCAUGGUGCUGAUGCUGGACAACGGCAUGGAACGGGAAAGGGGCUGUUGGCUUGAAGUGGCCGGGAGGGUUAGUAAUUUGGGAGGGGAGGAGACGGCCUGGGGGAGGGCCGAGCGGUGCUAGGGCCAAAGGGGUCAGUAACUAUGGGGAUGGAUAAGUGGUGCCAGAGGGGCUGGGGAUGGGGACGGGGGUUGUUGGGCGGGGCUGACUGAAACCGACGCUGGGAGUGAUGGGCGACAGCCUCCUCGGGAGAACACUUGCAGCAGUUUCACCUGGCCAGGAUCGGGGCCCCUGAGCCCCGUGGUUUCAUUGAAGGAGAGGAGUCCUUGAAAGUCCCUGCUUGGCUUCCCUGAACAUUGAAAUGUUUGUUUUCUGGAGAAAAUUGUUUUAUCUCUGAAAAAUAAAAUUGCAGGCGGCGGGCAGCGGGACCCCUGCAGCUGCCCCUGCACCAUCAGCGUU